Messenger RNA from Paramuricea clavata, 4105 nucleotides. The record is from the annotation of a GenBank genome assembly. Lineage: Eukaryota; Metazoa; Cnidaria; Anthozoa; Malacalcyonacea; Plexauridae.
AUGAGGACAAUGUUCUUCAUUCUGAGUACAAAGUUCUUCACUCUGAUGACAAGGUUCUUCACACUGAGGACAAGGUUUUUUCUCUCUGAGGACAAGGUUCCUCACUCUGAGGACAAGGUUUCUCACUCUGAGGUCAAUGUCCCUCACACCGAGGACAAGUGUCUUCACUCUGAGGACAAGCAUCCUCAUACUGAGGACAAGGUUUCUCACUCUGAGGACAAGGUUCCUCACUUUGAAGACAAGGUUCUUCUUUCUGAGGACAAGGUUCCUUCUGUAAGGACAAUGUUCUCGUUUCUGAGGACAAGGUUCUUCUCUCUGAGGACACGGUUCUUCACUCUGAAGACAAGGUUCCUCACACUGAGAACAAGGUUCCUCACUCUGAGGACAAGGUUUCUCACUCUGAGGACAAGGUUCCUGAAACUGAAGACAAGGUUCUUCACUCUGAUGACAAGGUUUCUCAACCUGUGAACAAGGUUCUCUCUGAGGACAAGUUUCUUCACUGUGAGGACAUGGUUCCUCGCCCUGAGGACAAGGUACUUCACUCUGAGGACAAGGUUCUUUACUCUGAGGAGAAGGUUGUUCACUGCGAAGACAAGGUUCCUCACAAUGAGGUCAAGUUUCCUCUCUUUGAGGACAAGGUUCGUCUUUCUGAGGACAAUGUUCUUCACCCUGAGGGCAAGGUUCUCCACUCUGAUGAAAAUGUUCCUCACUCCGAGGACAAAGCUCCUAACUUUGAGGACAAGGUUCUUCAUUCUGAGGACAAGGCUCUUCAUUCUGAGGACAAGGUUCUUCAUUCUGAGGAAAAGGUUCCUCACUCCGAGGACAACGCUCCUAAGUUUGAGGAGAAGGUUCUCCAUUCUGAGGACAAGGUUCUUUACUCUGAGGACAAGGUUCUUCACACUGAGGACACGGUUCCUUACUCUCAGGACAAAGUUCUUCACCCUUGGGACAAGGUUCUUCACUCUGAGGACAAGGUUCUUCAUUCUGAGGACAAGGUUCCUCACUCUGUGGACAAGGUUCUUCACUCUGAGGACAAGGUUCCUCACUCUGAGGAAAAGGUUUUUCACUCUGAGGACAAGGUUCCUGAAACUGAAGACAAGGUUCUUCACUCUGAGGACAAGGUUUCUCACCCUGAGGACAAGGUUCUUCACUCUCAGGACAAGUUUCUUCAUUCUGAGGACAAGGUUCUUCACUCUGAGGACAUGGUUCCUCACCCUGAGGACAAGGUACUUCACUCUGAGGACAAGGUUCUUUACUCUGGGGAAAAUGUUGUUCACUCUGAAGACAAGGUUCCUCACAAUGAGGUCAAGUUUCCUCGCUUUGAGGACAAGGUUCUUCAUUCUGAGGACAAGGUUCUUCAUUCUGAGGACAAGGUUCUUCAUUAUGAGGACAAGGUUCUUCAUUACGAGGACAAGCUUCUUCAUUCUGAGAACAAGGUUACUCAUUCUGAGGACAAGGUUCCUCACUCUGUGGACAAGAUUCUUCACUCUGAGGACAAGGUUCCUCUCUCUGAGGAAAAGGUUCUUCACUCGGAGGGCAAGGUUCCUGAAACUGAAGACAAGGUUCUUCACUCUGAGGACAAGGUUUCUCACAGUGAGGACAAGGUUCUUCACCCUGAGGUCACGGUUCUUUACUUUGAGGACAAAGUUCUUCACUCUGAGGACAUGGUUCUUCACUCUGAGGACAAGCUUCUUCACUCUGAGGACAAGGUUCUCCACUCUGAGGAAAAGGUUCUUCACUCUGAGGACAAGGUUCCUGAAACUGAAGACAAGGUUCUUCACUCUGAUGACAAGGUUUCUCACCCUGAGGACAAGGUUCUUCUCUCUGAGGACAAGUUUCUUCACUCUGAGGACAUGGUUCCUCGCCCUGAGGACAAGGUACUUCACUCUGAGGACAAGGUUCUUUACUCUGAGGAAAAGGUUGUUCACUGCGAAGACAAGGUUCCUCACAAUGAGGUCAAGUUUCCUCGCUUUGAGGACAAGGUUAGUCUUUCUGAGGACAAUGUUCUUCACCCUGAGGACAAGGUUCUCCACUCUGAUGAAAAUGUUCCUCACUCCGCGGACAAAGCUCCUAACUUUGAGGACAAGAUUCUUCAUUCUGAGGACAAGGUUCUUCAUUCUGAGGACACGGUUCUUCAUUCUGAGGAAAAGGUUCCUCACUCCGAGGACAACGCUCCUAAGUUUGAGGACAAGGUUCUCCAUUCUGAGGACAAGGUUCUUUACUCUGAGGACAAGGUUCUUCACCCUGAGGACACGGUUCCUUACUCUGAGGACAAAGUUCUUCACCCUUGGGACAAGGUUCUUCACUCUGAGGACAAGGUUCUUCAUUCUGAGGACAAGGUUCCUCACUCUGUGGACAGGGUUCUUCACUCCGAGGACAAGGUUCCUCACUCUGAAGAAAAAGGUUCUUCACACUGAGGACAAGGUUCCUGAAACUGAAGACAAGGUUCUUCACUCUGAGGACAAGGUUUCUCACCCUGAGGACAAGGUUCUUCACUCUCAGGACAAGUUUCUUCAUUCUGCGGACAAGGUUCUUCACUCUGAGGACAUGGUUCCUCACCCUGAGGACAAGGUACUUCACUCUGAGGACAAGGUUCUUUACUCUGGGGAAAAGGUUGUUCACUCUGAAGACAAGGUUCCUCACAAUGAGGUCAAGUUUCCUCGCUUUGAGGACAAGGUUCUUCUUUCUGAGGACAAGGUUCUUCAUUCUGAGGACACGGUUCUUCAUUCUGAGGAAAAGGUUCCUCACUCCGAGGACAACGCUCCUAAGUUUGAGGACAAGGUUCUCCAUUCUGAGGACAAGGUUCUUUACUCUGAGGACAAGGUUCUUCACCCUGAGGACACGGUUCCUUACUCUCAGGACAAAGUUCUUCACCCUUGGGACAAGGUUCUUCACUCUGAGGACAAGGUUCUUCAUUCUGAGGACAAGGUUCCUCACUCUGUGGACAAGGUUCUUCACUCCGAGGACAAGGUUCCUCACUCUGAAGAAAAAAGUUCUUCACACUGAGGACAAGGUUCCUGAAACUGAAGACAAGGUUCUUCACUCUGAGGACAAGGUUUCUCACCCUGAGGACAAGGUUCUUCACUCUCAGGACAAGUUUCUUCAUUCUGCGGAAGAGGUUCUUCACUCUGAGGACAUGGUUCCUCACCCUGAGGACAAGGUACUUCACUCUGAGGACAAGGUUCUUUACUCUGGGGAAAAGGUUGUUCACUCUGAAGACAAGGUUCCUCACAAUGAGGUCAAGUUUCCUCGCUUUGAGGACAAGGUUCUUCUUUCUGAGGACAAGGUUCUUCACCCUGGGGACAAGGUUCUCCACUCUGAUGAAAAGGUUCCUCACUCCGAGGACACAGCUCCUAACUUUGAGGACAAGGUUCUCCAUUCUGAGGACAAGGUUUUUCAUUCUGAGGACAAGGUUCUUCAUUCUGAGGACAAGGUUCUUCAUUAUGAGGACAAGGUUGCUCACUCUGAGGACAAGGUUCUUCGCUCUGAGGACAAAGUUCUUCACACUGAGGACAAGGUUCCUCACUCUGAGGACAAGGUUUCUCAUUCUGAGGACAAAGUUUUUUACCCUGAGGACAAGGUUUUUCACUCUGAGGACAAGGUUCCUCACACUGAUGACAAGGGUCUUCACUCUGAGGACAAUGUUCCUCACUUUGAAGACAAGGUUCUUCAUUCUGAGGACAAGGUAUUUUACUGUGAGGACAAGUUUUCUCACUAUGAAGACAAGGUUCCUCACUUUGAGGACAAGGUUGUUCACUCUGAGGAAAAGGUUGUUCACCCUGAGGACAAGGUUCUUCACUCUGAGGACAAGGUUCGUCACUCAGAGGACAAGGUUCUUCACUCUGAGGACAAGAAUCUUUACUCUGAGGACAAAGUUCUUCACUCUGAGGAUAAGGUUCUUAAAUCUGGUGACAAGGAUCUUUACUCUGAGUACAAAGUUCUUCACUCUGAGGACAAGGUUCUUCCCUCUGAGGACAAGGUUCUUCUUUCUGAGGACAAGGUUCCUCACUUUGAAGACAAGGUUCUUCAUUCUGAGGACAAGGUUUUUUACUGUGAGGACAAGGUUUCUUACUAUGAAGACCAGGUUCCUCACUUUGAGGAUUAG